This is a messenger RNA of Penicillium angulare, 2283 nucleotides long. RefSeq lists its product as uncharacterized. The record is from RefSeq and is a predicted model, not a curated record. Bases 1 to 2283 code for a protein of 760 amino acids. The transcript has a single exon. NCBI's taxonomy places the organism in Eukaryota, Fungi, Ascomycota, Eurotiomycetes, Eurotiales, Aspergillaceae.
AUGUCGGUGAACGAUCAGCCCCCCUCCGUGGACGUAACAACCUGUCAACGCGCAAACCAACCUUCAUCGGACCUCCAGACCUUGGAUUCACGAUUAAAGAGUCUCUCAAAAGACGUGCUACCCGGCCACCCUUACCUCCUCACCCUUCCAACACAGUCGCCUUAUCGCCUCGUCCGUCGAUCAGCAAGCAAUUGGGCUAUAGGACAUGACCGACCGUUCAAACCAGAGGAACAGGAACUUCAGUAUAUGACCUUCCUAACCCACCACAAUACAGAUUCAUUGCUCAAGGCAGUUGGAGACUGGUCUGACGAAAAGGGAAACAUGAUGACCGAUCGGUCCACGGCACCGACCAAAAACGAGCUCCCAAAAGAGACAGUCGCGAAAAAGAAGAUCAGCUUGAACGACUACAAGAACCAGAAAAACCGUGGCACGUCCCCUAAUCUACAUGAUCAGAAGGAUAGGGAAGCUCGAAAACCGGCGACGCGCGAAGAACCUCAGCAGAAAACCAAACACGGUGUUAAAAAGAGCGACAAGACGGAACCUUCCCACCCUCCUCCUAAAUUACAGUCACAUCUUUCCCUCGACAAAGGCCCCAAGAAACGACCUUCGACAUCUGAACUUGACUUUGGCCACCCCUCAACAAACAGAAACCAAGAUAUGCACUCCUCUAAGAAACGACGACUCUCGCAGGAGAGAGACCUUCGCCAGGAACCAACUCCAAACAAUUCGAAUUCACCCAGACUGCCAGUACUCCUUUCUCCGACUCUCCCACCAACAGGCCCGGGUCCUAAACUACCGAGACUGCUGUCCCCUACUCUCCCACCAGACAUUGAAAAGGAACUUGCCAAACUCGGAGAUCGUUCCCCCACUCGCCAAUCCCCUAAAGGCGAUGCUUUACCAUCCAGGCAGAAGCGGGAAGAAGCAGCUCAGACCAGGACACCGAGCUCUAUAAACAGCAGUACGAACUCUAGCCUCCCGGGCAGUCGCCUCGCUGUUUCGUCUAAAGACGCUAACCCAGAACUCCUCGUGAGGCUUCGUUACGGGAAAGGCAACAAACGACGAGUUGAGGCCUUGCUCAAAUUCACAGGGAAAAAGAAACCGAACCGGCCUGACUCCCCACCUAGCAAUGACACGGAUCACGACGAUUCGAAAUCUGCGGGAUUGAAGAGAGGGGAGUUAGCUUCAUCUCGUGCAAGUGAACCGUCUGAACGACUCAAAGCUAAGAGCAACACGCAUGAAGAGGGACUGUCUAGCUCGAUAAAUGGCCGCUCAAAGGAAGCAAAAGGCUCCUCUGAAAAACCUCACAGCCAAGUGCCUCACCCCCCUCGUUCCCAUCAACCGGUGAAUGAUAAGGCGAAACCUGUAUCGUUGACACCGGUGAAAGACCCGAAAGCCUCCAUCUCACGACGAAACGACCUUGGGGAAGGGGAGGGUCGGACGCCUGUAAACCCGGCGAACAAACGCCCCCCUGGGGAUCAAGGUGUCAAGGGCUCUCCUUCUCAACCCGACGGCCGUUCUCGAAAUGAUCAGCGUAGGGUCUGGCGCGAUGAGUUUCAGAAGUUUAGCAAUAUAGGGCGAGAAUUAAAACAUGCCGCUGUCCGAUAUAACGCCAAGACUGAUUCGUCCACUUCCGACGAGAAACUCGCUGCCGUGACUGCAAUCGAAGCUAUCAUGUGUUUUAUUCUCGCUUUUGUGGCCGAUGAUCAUUGCAAACUCAUCACACGACAAGUGGGGGACUCUUCGACCUGGCAAUCUAUACUGGCGUAUUGGCGGGUGGUCAGAAAGAAUAGCGUCUCAUACCCAGCCUUGCAUGGACUUUGUCUAUUCUUGGGAGCUGUUUCCUACGAGGCUAUUCACUCGUUAGAUCUUGAGCGGCUCGCCGUCAGCCCACUCCCUGGAGAACAUACACCUGUACCCACUCCUGGCAGUGACGGAAACGCUGUCCCGUCUGACGAAAAUAGGAAGAAUCGCAAGGAGUUUCUCGAGCUUAAGAAUCGACUCCCUGAGUGUUGGAAAGAAUCACAAAAGCUUUGGCUAGAGGGCUCACGCUGUCUCUCUGAGGAUGUUUUGAGCCGAGAAUUUCCUACUACCUGGACUUCACGAUCCCACAAUCACGGCGAUCGAGGCAAGGCAACUUUAAAACCGGGGGAUUACGCAGGUGACUACUUUCUACCGCUUGGGGGAGCUACUCCUCCCAUCGAAGUUGUGCGAUUUGGUUGGUCUCUACUACAAGAGUGGUGUGCGCAGGAGAAGGUGGAAUGGAGUGCCCGUUUGGGUCUCUAA